AUGAAACAAAGCAAAACUUCAGAGUUUGUUGAAAAAGUAACCAAAUUACAAUAUAUGUUUGGCUUACCUUACGUGUGGGUAGAUGAUACAAAGCCAAAAUAUUUUCAACACUUCAAUAAAAUUUUCACGUUUUUCGCAAUUUCUUUCGUAAUUUCUGACUAUGUGUCGUUUUUCACCCAAAAUCACUUGACUGAGAAGCAGAAAACAGACCGAACCUUAUUCACGCUUAGUCACACAAUUCUUAUUUUGUACUGUUUCGUUUUUGAGUAUUAUAAGGAAGAUAUUAAAAAGUUAUAUAUAGUGGCUGUCAGUUUGAAGACACAUCACAACGAUUUGGCGAUUGAGAAGAAAAUGAUAAGAAAGGCUAAAAUGUACUUGGCAUCUUUUGGUUCAAUCCUCUGUUAUGCUUUAACUUCUUAUGCGGUUGAUGGUACUAUGCAAGUAUUAAAAGCAAAUAGCACCUUCACGCCGGUAAUUACGGCAUGGCCAGAUGUAACACAGAACGGUCUUUGGCCUGACGUGUUCAGGGUAGUAGCCUAUUUCGUGCUGUGGAUCUUUAUGUUAAAAGUGUAUGCUGUUCAUGUGUUCGUGUUUUCCAUCACGGUCAUUCUCAGCCAUCAAUAUACGAACUUGCAAAGUUACUUCUAUAGCCUUGACGAUAUUUUUAAAAACGCUUGUUCUGAAGAAGAGAAAGUUAAGGAAUAUGAAAAGUCUUUAAAACUUGGUCUUUGGAUGCAUGCUGAGACACUAUGGUGCGUAGAAGAGUGUCAGAGAAUAAAUACUUGGGUGUUUAACGGACAAACGACAUUCAGUUUCACAAUAAUAUGUCUGGAACUUUUACAAAUGGCGAAUUCAACCAGUGUGAUGAACGCUCUUUCGAACGUUUCUAGCGGCCUCGCAGUGUUAUUGAGUAAUGGUUUCUUCAUGUGCAACGCUGGUGAUAUUACUACUGAGGCGGCGUCUUUACCAUCAGCAAUUUUCGCGUCGGGCUGGCAUCAUUGCUCCGGCUGUUCCUCUGCACGCAUUAGGAAGCUGAUCAUGCUUGCACUCGCUCAAAGCCAGAAACCAGUCGUAAUUCGCAGUUUCUACGUUAUUGAAUUUUCAUAUGAAACUUUCGUUUCAUUAUUGAAAGCUUCGUAUUCGCUUUUCUCAAUUUUAUAUUAA
Messenger RNA from Pieris macdunnoughi, 1164 nucleotides. Lineage: Eukaryota; Metazoa; Arthropoda; Insecta; Lepidoptera; Pieridae. The record is from the annotation of a GenBank genome assembly.